Molecule: messenger RNA, 1067 nt
Organism: Alosa sapidissima (American shad)
Lineage: Eukaryota; Metazoa; Chordata; Actinopteri; Clupeiformes; Clupeidae
Product: acetylcholinesterase collagenic tail peptide-like
Exons: 13
Coding region: 76-849 (257 amino acids)
Source: RefSeq, a predicted model, not a curated record
UCAGUGUAUGGGUCAGUCUUCAUUCCUCCUCCACCACCACCUCCUUUUCCUCCUGAAUCACAAGUGUCUUUACUGAUGAUUGACAUAACUGAGGAUAUAACAGGAAUAAAAGGUGAAAAGGGAAGUCGAGGACCCAGGGGUGAACAGGGCGAGACAGGGGAAAUGGGACCUAAGGGUUAUCUCGGUUUCCCCGGUAAUAUCGGUCAACCUGGAGAGAAGGGAGAAAAGGGCGAAAGAGGCUGGAUUGGUAUGUCUGGAGAGGAUGGUGAAUCAGGAACAGAACAGGGAAGAAGAGGCCGAACAGGUUCCAAGGGAGAAAAUGGAUGGAAAGGGAAACCAGGAAUGCCUGGUCAAAAGGGCGUGGCUGGAAGACAAGGUGCCAAAGGCCACAAGGGUGAUAUGGGAUUGAAAGGAUACACUGGAUUACAAGGCCUACAUGGGCCAAGGGGAGUUGCCGGAAAAAGAGGCCGAACAGGCAUCAAAGGUGACGAAGGGCCACCUGGCAUGGCAGGAUAUGCUGGUAUAAUGGGCAAACCAGGGAUGACGGGACGGCCAGGGGAACCAGGAAGAGUACUAAUGAUAGCCGGGCCCAAAGGAGAAAAGGGAGUCGAUGGAGUGACAGCACAGUGCAACUGUUCCUGGGCUAAUGCAUCUGAGCAGCCUCAUAAACAACUACCACAGUCUACCGGGGUUGUAUCUCACAUUCUUAUUGCAAACAAUGAGAAGGAAAUGUUAGAUUUACAAUCAGAAAAUACAAUGGUCUUAAGGAAGGAUAUUCGGGCAUUAUUCAUCUUCACAAAUUCAAAAUGGAAACGUGUUCAAGUACCUCAAAAAUUGCACAAGACGUGAAUAAUGAAAACUCCAUUCAUCCAUUACAAGGCACUUGUGAGAAGAGAAAAACUGACUUGUGUUCUGUUCUAUAGCAGGGAAAUGCUCAGACAUGAAGGAUAAACACUUGGCUCUCCAAAUGAUCACCAUAAUUCACAAUCAAAUAAUCACUAUGGCUUCCACAAUAUCACAUCUGUUUCACAGAUCAAGUGCUUGGUUGAAUAAAAUGUUCCAACAUU